AGAAAGAUAGCACUAAUUUUCUGCCACGGCUCCUGCCCAGUCCGAUCUUCGAUCUUUUCCUCCAGGAAACGAAUCUGCUGCCGGAACUCGAGAGUUCAGUGACUCGGCAGGAGAAGAUGGCGACUGUGUGGGACGAGGCUGAGCAAGAUGGAAUCGGGGAAGAGGUGCUCAAGAUGUCCACAGAAGAGAUUAUCCAGCGCACACGGCUGCUGGACAGUGAAAUCAAGAUUAUGAAGAGCGAAGUGUUACGCGUGACCCACGAGCUCCAGGCCAUGAAGGACAAGAUCAAAGAGAACAGUGAGAAGAUCAAAGUGAACAAGACCCUGCCCUACCUUGUCUCCAACGUCAUCGAGCUUUUGGACGUUGAUCCCAAUGACCAAGAGGAGGAUGGUGCCAACAUUGACCUGGACUCCCAGAGGAAGGGCAAGUGUGCCGUGAUCAAAACCUCCACUCGACAGACAUACUUCCUGCCUGUGAUUGGGUUGGUGGAUGCUGAAAAACUGAAGCCGGGAGACCUGGUGGGUGUGAACAAAGACUCCUAUUUGAUCCUGGAGACUCUACCCACAGAGUACGACUCACGGGUGAAGGCCAUGGAGGUGGACGAGAGGCCCACAGAACAAUACAGUGACAUCGGGGGCUUGGACAAGCAGAUUCAGGAGCUGGUGGAGGCCAUUGUCCUGCCAAUGAACCACAAGGAGAAGUUUGAGAACUUGGGGAUCCAACCUCCAAAGGGGGUGCUGAUGUACGGGCCCCCAGGGACGGGGAAGACGCUGCUGGCCCGGGCCUGUGCUGCACAGACCAAGGCCACCUUCCUGAAGCUGGCUGGCCCUCAGCUGGUGCAGAUGUUCAUCGGGGAUGGUGCCAAGCUGGUCCGGGAUGCCUUUGCCCUCGCCAAGGAGAAAGCUCCAUCCAUCAUCUUUAUUGAUGAGCUGGAUGCCAUCGGCACCAAGCGCUUUGACAGCGAGAAGGCCGGGGACCGGGAGGUGCAGAGGACGAUGCUGGAGCUUCUCAACCAGCUGGACGGGUUUCAGCCCAACACCCAGGUCAAGGUAAUUGCAGCCACCAACAGGGUGGACAUCCUGGACCCUGCCCUGCUCCGCUCCGGCCGCCUGGACCGAAAGAUUGAGUUCCCGAUGCCCAACGAGGAGGCCCGGGCCAGAAUCAUGCAGAUCCACUCCCGGAAGAUGAACGUCAGCCCUGAUGUGAACUACGAGGAGCUGGCCCGCUGCACAGAUGACUUCAACGGGGCCCAGUGCAAGGCUGUGUGUGUGGAGGCGGGCAUGAUCGCACUCCGCAGGGGUGCCACGGAGCUCACCCACGAGGACUACAUGGAGGGCAUCCUGGAGGUGCAGGCCAAGAAGAAAGCCAACUUGCAGUACUAUGCCUAGGGUGCCGCCACCACACCAUCCCCUGCUCUCUUGCUGGUUAACAUUCAUAAUAAAAGAUGGUUUCAGGUCUCUGA
Myotis daubentonii (Daubenton's bat) is the source of this 1462-nucleotide messenger RNA. It is a transcript of the gene PSMC3, whose product is annotated as proteasome 26S subunit, ATPase 3. Lineage: Eukaryota; Metazoa; Chordata; Mammalia; Chiroptera; Vespertilionidae. Gene Ontology annotation, molecular function: ATP binding; ATP hydrolysis activity. The record is from RefSeq and is a predicted model, not a curated record.